AGUGACGUAGAAAUUGCAAUGACAGUGAUCUAAAAAUACCGUGGACGCGUAGCGCGCGGCGUCUCGGGCGUCGCGGCGUGCUGGACCGCCAGUCGAGGAGCAACCGUCGCGAGUGAUAGUCGAACGAGCGCAAGUGCAGCAACCAUGGUUUACGAGAGUGACUUCUACACGACCCGCCGGCCCUACAGGUCCAGCUACAGCGUAACGCCUCUGACCUCGGUGUACUAUCUGUCGUCACUUCUCCCGUACUAUCACAUCCCGUACAUCGACUACAUACCGAAGUUGUCUCAGGCUGAGCUGAUCUACCGUCCGACUUCCCGCUCGGUGACCCGACUCGUCACUUACCCGGAGCCACCCCACCACGUGGUGCGCGUGCGCGUGCGUCCCUCCGUCAUCCUUCGGGAGCUGGACCGCAUCGCGUACCGCCGUCGCCCGGCUCUCGCCGUAUCGGCUGUCGACGACUUCUUCCGAUCUGAAGCCACUAAGGCGUUCGAAGAUGAAACUCGCCGUAUCCGCGCCGAUACUGCUGCGCUGAUCCAUCGCGCACGUUCCGUCGUGCCUCGCGCCAAGUCCGUCGCUCCCCUUGAAACCAUCUACUCAUACUCGUACGGAGAGCCCGUCCCGUACCGUUUCAGCAAUGAUGCUUACGUCGCCAAGCUAUUGGUGCCCCUGCGCAGCGUCACCAACGACAUCCACAACAUCUCUUUCUACCCUGAGCCGGCUAAGAAGUUCACCGGACGCGGUCACCUCGCAGCCGUGCACUACUCCGGUAAAAAGGCCUUUUCCAACCGUAGGCCUCUCUACAAGGAACUCAGCAUCAGGGAUGACGUGAACCUUCUCUCUUUCUAUGCGAAGAACAGGCUCGCGGCCGCCGGGCUGGCUAUCGAGAACGCCACAGUGAAACUGCUACCAUGGAGGCCAAGCCGCAAGUUCCAGGCACCGCAAAUGAUGGAAGACCCAGCCUUGGAAUUGAAGGCCGCGAAAGCUGAACGUGCUGCCAGAUUCCGCGCUACUACUGCCGAACCUGUCUUGGCUCCGGCGGCUGACUUAGCUGAGAUCAAGAGGAAGAGGCAGGAGGAAGCUCGUGCGGCAGAAGAGAAGUUAAUUGCUUCCAGGGCUUUGAAGGAAGAAGCGAAACGUGAAGCUGAGCGCAAGGCUCAAGCCGAACGUGAAGCUGCUGAGAAAAAACAAGCAGAAGAAGAAGCACGGAAGGUUGAAGAAGCCAAACGCAAAGCAGAAGAAGAGGCCAGGAAAGCUGAGGAAGAAGCUCGUAAAGCUGAAGAGGCUCGCCUGGCGGAGGAAGCUCGGAAGGCUGAGGAAGCAAGGCUUGCCGAAGAGGCUCGCAAAGCUGAAGAAGAACGAUUGGCCGAGGAAGCCAAGAAAGCUGAGGAAGCCCGCUUGGCUGAGGAGGCCAGGUUAGCCGAAGAAGCUAGAUUGGCUGAGGAGGUAAAAUUAGCCGAGGAAGCUAGGCUAGCGGAAGAGGCCAAAUUAGCUGAAGAAGCUAGGUUAGAAGAAGAGAGGCAGGCUGAACAAAGGCGACAGGAAGAACUCGCACGUCUGGAAGAAUUAGAAAAACAGGCACAGGAAGAGCGCGAAGCGGAACUUGCUAGACAGGCUGCUGAACUGGCAGAAAUCGCGAGACAAGAAUCCGAGUUGGCCGCCGCGCGUCUGGAGGAGUUGUCACAGAGCGGCUCUGCUGCCGAUCUACCUGCUGAAGCUAGCGCUGACGAGCCACAACCUAUCGUUGAGGAACCUGAAACUCCUGAAGCCGUCCCUGAGACACCGGUAGAGCCUGAACUGGUUAACGAUGAAGAAGCUGAAGCCAGCGAAGAUGAGAAAGCAGAACCCGACCUCACAGACGAGGAAUAAACUAACAAACUAUUCUAUGGGAUAUAUUCUAGGGAUCCACUGGUAUCAGCAAAUAAAAUUCUUGUGUUGGAAUAAAUAUACCUGCACAAGAUCAAAAUAUUAAAUAUAGAAAAGAAAUUAAGUCAUUAUUUGGAAAAAAAAUAUUUAAUCAUACUCAACUUCUAGUCGAGCAUGUCGUUGGGUUCAUUGAAACCUCCAAGAAAAUUCUAAACAGUAAACAUAUAACUAUUAUGCUGCCAAUGGAUCAAUCAAUAAGUCAUGCAUUUUCUAUCACUUCAUAUAAUAUUUUGCUAGAUGUCAUUCAUGAUAAUUUUAAUGGCGCACACGCAUGAAUGACGUAUUAGCUACAUGGUGGUUUACUUAUACCCAUCACUUUCUUUUGCGUAAUCAAAUUACGUGACUACGAAAGAAUUAAUCCUUCUAUGUUGUGAACUCACCAUUGUUAACUUAUUUUUAACUAAAAUCUUAUAUGUAAGUUUAAGUGUUUCAUAAUGUUAUAUUUUGUUAAAUUUUAACAAUAAAAGACAACAUUAACAA
This is a messenger RNA of Manduca sexta (tobacco hornworm), 2406 nucleotides long. RefSeq lists its product as uncharacterized. Lineage: Eukaryota; Metazoa; Arthropoda; Insecta; Lepidoptera; Sphingidae. The coding region runs from base 145 to 1869 and encodes 574 amino acids. The record is from RefSeq and is a predicted model, not a curated record. The transcript is spliced from 11 exons.